Molecule: messenger RNA, 1245 nt
Organism: Thecamonas trahens ATCC 50062
Lineage: Eukaryota; Apusomonadida; Apusomonadidae
Product: haloalkane dehalogenase
Exons: 2
Coding region: 1-1245 (414 amino acids)
Molecular function (GO): catalytic activity
Source: RefSeq, a predicted model, not a curated record
AUGUCAGACAAGAUGCCCACGCCGCCGCGAGAGGAGGACAAGACGGAAGGCAAGACCGAGUCGCCACCGGGCACGAGAGGCGAGGGCGGCAAGGUGCUCUUUGCGGUGGCGCUGGUGCUGGCCUGCGGGUGGCUGGUGCUGACCCGGAAUCCUGCGACGGGCGUCCACGACAUGCCAGCUGCCGUUCUGCACCACUUUGAGUCGGGCGCUCUCGUCCCGAUCCGCAUGGGAAAGAGGAGGAUGGAGAUGUUUGUGGCAAGCGCAGGUCCGGUCCGGGCCGAAGAGACGCUGCUGGUCCUGCAUGGGGUGCCUGCCUCGUCCUUCUCUUUCCGCAAGGCUCUGCCGCCACUGGCCCGUGCUCUCAACACCGGCAGCCAUCGCUCCUUCCGCGUCGUCGCCCCGGACAUGCCCGGCCUGGGCCUGUCAGACAAACCGGAUCCCAGCGGCUUUGACUACUCCUGGCCGGGCCUGGCCGAGGCCGUCAUGGCCACUAUCGACGCGCUCCACGCCGAAAAGGUUCAUCUCGUCCUGCAUGACGUCGGCGGGCCGGUCGGCCUCGAGCUUGCUGCUCGCUAUCCGCAUCGUGUCGCAUCGAUCACCCUCCUCAACACUCUCCUUGAUCUGGGCCCGUUCUCCCGGCCCUUUCCCAUGAACGUCUUUGCAGGCAACCCAGUUGUCGCGCGGGCCCUCUUCAGGACCUUCACCGCCCAGAUCCCGCCGCUCACCUGGCUCAACGCCGCACUGUUUAAGUUCCGCGGCGCGGCGUCGAUCAGCGUGACCGACACAUCUGCUUACGGCUACCUGCUAGCAUACAACAAUGGGAUGGAGCCGUUCCUGGCCAUCAUGCACGGUUUUAACCUCUCUGCUGACCACACCCAGGUCCUCACCGCCCCGCUGACCUCAGGCGCGUUCCCGGUCGCCUACGUCCCCAUCGACGACGACGUUAUUCCGGGCCACCAAGCCGAGUUUAUCGCCUCGCUCGUCGCCUCGACUGGCGGGCAUGUGGUGAGUCCGCCUCUGGCGUCCAAGCACUUUGUGGGUGAGGAUGCUCCGGAUGCUCUGGCUGAUGCAGUCGCGGGCUUUGUCCUCUCGGCAACAACUGCGCCGCCACCGCCGCCGCCGCCCGUCGACAACAGCCACGGACACGGGCACGGGCACGGGCACGGGCACGGGCACGGGCACGGGCAUGGGCACGGACACGGGCAUGGACACGGGCAUGGUAUGGGCCACGGAUACGGCCUGUAG